AUGGCUAGACGCUCAGCAACCCUCCUGACGGUGCUGGCUCUGGCGGUCACGAUCGACGGCUGUUGCUCGACGUGCUUGGCGCAGCCGCUUGUCGGUGCCGUCGACGCGCUCAACUGGACAGCGUGCGCGGCGACGCAAUCCGUCUGCUGCUUUGACGACGUGUGUCAAUCGUCUGUGUUCGGGGCGCCCAACUACAACGUCGCGCAGCUCACAUACGCGGCGGGCAAGGCGCAGAUUCCGAGCGGCACGUGGCUCCAGCUCAAUUGGCCAGCGGCGACCAACGUCAGCUACAUGGUGCUCAAAACCGGGCAGCCCAAGACGUCCCAAGUCUUCAACACGAGUCUACCGGCAGUCUUCAAGGACAACUACUUCUCCAUGUGUGCAAGCGUCGUUGGCGCGCUCUACUUUCGAGGGUUUGCAACCAACGGCUGCCGUGCGUCGCAAGAGAUGGUCGUCGAGAUCAUUCCAGGCAACGGCACCACGUGCAGUGCGAUUCCGAGCGCGCCAGUGUUGACCAGCGACUGCGAUCCGGUCCGCGGCGCGGUCAAAAAUGGCGUCUGCGAGUGCAUUGCCGACAAGUCGGGCCCGCCGCAAUGCCUCGGCAACUCCCCGGUUAAAAUGGCUGAAGAAUACGCUGGCAUUGCGGGCGCUGUGGUGUCCAUCGUCGGUGCCGGCUACGGUUUGUACCGCCAGCGCCGCGCCAAGCACUUGAAGGAACGAGCAACGACGAUCGCGCUCGAGACACCCCCGGUUCUGAGAUCGCCACGAAAGAACACCGCCGACGUUCCAAAGCAGGUGGUGCACUGCGGCGGCCGCAGCGACAACCGGCAUGACCCGGUCGAGUAUUCGUUUUAACCAACAAGUCUAUUGAGCCCUCAACAAUUGAUCAAGGGUCCAUUCCCAGUCUAUUGAAUGAAAAGCCCUCAACGAUUGCUUCACCGCAGCUCUGGGCUCUUGCUUCUGAACGACGACUGAGAACGCAUCCAUCUGCAAGUUGAAGACGCCUGGUUGCCGUCUUCGAUUUUCGCCGAGUCGGAGAUUGCCGUAGCGAGAACACAUACUAGGAACAAAUACAGAAACCCGUCGGUCCAAGGUCUCUGGGGCUACUAGGAUACAAGAAAUUCU
Molecule: messenger RNA, 1125 nt
Organism: Saprolegnia diclina VS20
Lineage: Eukaryota; Oomycota; Saprolegniomycetes; Saprolegniales; Saprolegniaceae
Exons: 4
Coding region: 1-855 (284 amino acids)
Source: RefSeq, a predicted model, not a curated record